UCACAAAACUAUCUUCCAGCUAAACACAGUCAAGAACCCAGUAAAUUGAUGAAUGAUACGGCAGCCAAAGAUAAACACACACAAAAAACAUCUUUUUCCGAAUUAUAAUUAAAGUUUAAUUAUUCUACGGCACAUAAUUAACGGCAUCACACGUGAACUAAAUUCUGUCAUUAACUAUUCUCUUCCAGGUUUACAGGACGACGUUGUAAAGCUUACACGAGAUUCUUGUAGCCUUUAUCCGUUUUAACAAUUGACAUCAGCAGUUGUGUUGCAUCCCACUAACAUAAAAUAUAAGAACAACACUAGCAUCCAAAAACCAUUACUUAUAAACAGGACUAAGAAGGAGGAAAUAUAUACCCCAGUAAAUAUUUAUUGCAGGAAAUAUAUAUCCCAAGGCGCAAGUAUGACGUCGCGGAAACUGCUCGCGGUUGUGCUCUUGUCGAGCUUCGUGUGCGCAGCGUGGGGUACCUUCAGUCCCAGACGCAUCCUCUUCGCCCAGUGCGACUACCCAGAACACUCGGUGAAGCCCAAGGCGGUGUUCAUGACCUGCGCCAACAACCGCGGCGUGUGUGAGGUCCGCGCUGGAGGCUCCCACACCCUCAGGGCCAUCUUCGUGCCCAAAAUCAACUCAUCGGACGUUGACUCGUACGUGCGUUGGAACUCUUGGGUUGAAGUUCAGUUGCCGGGACAGAACAGAGAUGCGUGCGGUGAAGCACUGACCUGCCCUGUGGUUGCCAACGACAUCACGCGGUUCACCUACAACCUCGACAUCCAGAACUUCUGGCCCAGGGACGAAUAUCCCGUCAUAUGGUCGUUGACUGACCGAGCCACGGACCAAGAAAUCGUCUGUUUCAAGUUCCGGAUCAACAUCGUCUGAUCAACAUCGUCUGAUCAACAUCGUCUUCAUCUACGUGAAAUUAAUCACCAAUAAACUAAUCAACAUGAAAUUAUGGAAUAUUAAAUUCAUUUAAUUCAAAUUUGCCAUCAUAGAACUUAUUUAUCCUGCGAAAUUAUCCUGAUCAAAAUAAAAGUUAUCAAGUUGGAGUUGAUCAAAAUGAUAUUCAUCGUCUUGAUCCUUAUUAAUAUGUUAUUAAUCAAAAUUAUGUUCAUCAACAUUAAAAAGAAAAAUUAUCUUUAGUGCAGAAUCACAACGUCGAUAGCUUUUAUUAUUCAGGAGCUUCAUUAUAUUGUGGUGUCUUUUCUUAAUACAUUCAUGGUUUUUAUGAUGAUGAUUGUUUUUUAUGAGCUAGAACCAUGACAUUAAUCGUGUCAAAAAGAUACAUAAAAAAUAUUUUUUAGUUCGAUACAACAAUCGUAGAUCAAAACAUCAUAAAAAUGUUAAGUAAAAUGACAUUUUUAAUGAAGAAAUCUUAAUAAGAGUAUGAUGACAAUUGGUGUAAUGGUAUUAAAAAAUACGCGAAUGGCAGUUGAGGCAGCCAUUUGUAUUUAGAGUUGCAUUAAUCGUAAUCAUUAGUAUUUUCAUUUAUUAAUAGUCAUAGAUAUUAUUAUAAACAAACCAGAAUACCCGAAUAUCAAUCUUCAAAAUUUUAGCUUUACCAACUCGAUGUAUUUUCCUUGGUAUAAAUUAAAAAAUAGUUUUAUGUGAACCAUUUAUGUUCAGAACUUUCGCGACAAGUAAGAUGUUCAGUCCAAGAGAACUUUUACUCACAAAUCUUGGAGUAUUAUUUUGUUGUGUUAAAAAAUAUGAACAGCUCGUUGGUUUACAAUUUUUUAAUUAUUAAAUAUAUAUUUUUUAUUAAUGGUAACUUUUAGCUCAACUGAUUCGUUUGUAAUAAUGGAAUAGAAGCCCCCAAAUAUGAAAAUAACAUUUUUUUAUCAAAAUCACUCGACGUCGUAAAUCGCAAAUUAAGUAAGAAGCCACAAACGUAGAAUUUUUUAUUGAAUUACGACGUUAUGAAUGGCUGUCGAACCCUGUAAUUUCCGAACAUGUGACAAACUAUUUUAUAAAAUAAAAUAUAUUGGAUGCACCGUG
Hyalella azteca is the source of this 1993-nucleotide messenger RNA. RefSeq lists its product as uncharacterized. The record is from RefSeq and is a predicted model, not a curated record. Gene Ontology annotation, biological process: sterol transport. The coding region runs from base 404 to 877 and encodes 157 amino acids. Gene Ontology annotation, molecular function: sterol binding. The transcript has 4 exons. Lineage: Eukaryota; Metazoa; Arthropoda; Malacostraca; Amphipoda; Hyalellidae.